CUUGGUCAAGUACUUCAGCUGUCAUUCUUGCUCAAACUCGUCGUGGUCGACAGUCGUGUCUGCCAGCAUGGGUUUAAUCACAGGGCUCUGUACUUUCUUGUACCAUUUACCACAGAUAUACAAAUGGCUGCUGAAGCCGUAUUAUAUCGGUUCGUUCCUCAUGACCGUCGCCUUUCUGGUGGUCCGAAAGGCUCCCGGUCUGUGCGAGCACCUGGCGAGCCAGCGGGAGGACGGCAACUCCUGCGACUUUGACUGGAGGGAAUUGGAGAUUCUCAUGUUUCUCAGUGCAAUAGUGAUGAUGAAGAACAGGAGAGCAAUCACACUGGAGCAGCACAUAGGCAACUUGUUCCUGUUCAGCAAAGUGGCCAACGUCAUCCUCUUCUUCAGGCUGGACAUUCGGCUCGGCAUCCUGUACCUGUCGCUGUGUGUCGCAUUCGUCAUGACCUGUAAGCCGCCUCUCUACAUGGGCCCAGAGUACAUCACAUACUUCAGUGACAAGACCAUAGAUGAGGAGCUGCAGAAAGACAGCCGUGUCACCUGGAUUGUUGAAUUCUACGCCAACUGGUCCUCUGACUGCCAGUGUUUCGCUCCCGUCUUUGCAGACCUUUCUCUCAAGUACAACUGUGCUGGCCUCAGGUUUGGGAAGGUGGACAUCGGACGCUAUGGAGAGGUUUCACAGACGUACAAGGUUAGCACUUCUCCUCUGGCGAAGCAGCUGCCCUCAUUGGUGCUUUUCCAAGGAGGUCGGGAAAUUAUGAGACGUCCAAUGGUGGACAAUAAAGGGAGAGCUGUAUCUUGGACCUUCAAUGAGGAGAACAUUAUCCGAGAGUUUAACCUCAACGAGCUCUUCCAGAAAUCCAAAAAGCUAAACAAGGGUCGAGGUUUGAAGGAAGAGGAGCAGAACGGCUCUCAGUAUGAGGAAGGCAGCAACGAGCUCCCUCCUGAAACCAACAACCCAGAGCAGCCCACGGAGAGCAAGAAGGACCAGUGAAGAGAAUGUCUGAGAGGGGCUGCACAAAGUCUGUCCUGUUCUUAUGACAAUGCCAUGCCUUACAUUACUGCAACAUCCAGCAUAUUAAGGAUCGGAGAGAGGAAAUUAGAUUCAACCACUACUAGAUGUCAACUCUACGCAAAGUCUUUACUGUGGCAAAUAAAUACCCAAAAAAGCUGGACCAGCUGGAGGUUUUCCUUGUCUGACUGGAUGUGAUGCAGUGCGACUUGAACGCAGCCACGCCAAAGCUGAGCAAUGAUUAGGGGACAUUUUAUUACAGACCGUAAGUUAUUUGAGAACAAAUGCCUUUUUUGUAAUGAUUGUUUUUUGCCUACUUUCAGCAACAUCUCAUCACUGCAUGUGAACUGCUGCCUGUAUUUUGCAACUUGAGUGUUUACUGAUGUCUCAUAUUUCAAAGCCAAAGCAAAAGGUGAGAGCUAAAACGGAAAUAAAAAAAAACCAAAAACAUUGUGCACAAUUGAGAUUCAUGACACUUUCAGUUUUUCAUCAGUUUGACCUUUUUAUUCUGAGAAGACAUCUUUUUAAAAAUUCUUUAUAAGGCCAUUUUGGAAAUGUAUUUAAUGUACUCGUUACAGAUAUUUGUGAAACUCGUUCCAUUCAUCACAGCCCACAAUAGCAAUAUUUUAUCUCACAUAGAAGGAUACUUACUCUACCCACAUAAUUUCAAAUUGUUCAGUGGCCACCAUCUUUGGCCAGAGCAGGAAGAAAGGUAACACAGGUUCUCUCAAUCUCCAUACGAGGGCUGCUUGUGCCAUUAAUGAUGCUUCUUUUCUUGUUUCCACCCACACAUGAACCAGGUGGGCAUUUGACAAUAUUCUCACAAGUAUGCACGCCAGUAAAGCAUUCAGCACGACAAACAAAAAUCACAUGCACACCAAAGACAUAGCCUGGGAGGGUUGAAAACUCGUAACACUGUCAUUUGGGUUAAAUGAUGAUACUUGUGUGCUUCAAGUGUGUACUUUUCCCCCAAAGACGUGCUACAUUCAGCCAGCUUUGACAUUCUACUGCAAAUACUACUGUGGGCCUUGAUAGAAAAAAAAUUAAAAAAAUAAAACCUUUACUGCAAUGCCCAAUCAUGAAAGACACAAACUGAAAUACACACUUCCCUUCCUCUAAUUGCUCUUUUCUCAACAUGAAUUGAGUUUUAAAAAGAGAACGGUACCUUUACAGAAGUUUUU
Molecule: messenger RNA, 2190 nt
Organism: Chelmon rostratus (copperband butterflyfish)
Lineage: Eukaryota; Metazoa; Chordata; Actinopteri; Chaetodontiformes; Chaetodontidae
Gene: tmx2a
Product: thioredoxin-related transmembrane protein 2a
Exons: 8
Coding region: 68-991 (307 amino acids)
Biological process (GO): brain development
Cellular component (GO): membrane-bounded organelle
Molecular function (GO): disulfide oxidoreductase activity
Source: RefSeq, a predicted model, not a curated record